Episyrphus balteatus (marmalade hoverfly) is the source of this 806-nucleotide messenger RNA. It is a transcript of the gene Prosbeta1, whose product is annotated as proteasome subunit beta type-6. Gene Ontology annotation, cellular component: proteasome core complex. The transcript has 4 exons. Bases 90 to 743 code for a protein of 217 amino acids. Lineage: Eukaryota; Metazoa; Arthropoda; Insecta; Diptera; Syrphidae. Gene Ontology annotation, molecular function: threonine-type endopeptidase activity. The record is from RefSeq and is a predicted model, not a curated record.
UUGACAUUUUAAAAGCAUCGAGUCAUUUCAAGUCUCCGACAUCAAAUUUGCAAAUUUCUUCUUUGUUAAAUUAAAUUAAAUAAAUAAAAAUGGUUUUCGGUAACGAUUGGAUGGAUGCUCCAGAAAGCACUGGAACCACAAUCAUGGCGGUGGAAUUUGAUGGCGGAGUUGUGAUCGGAGCCGAUUCACGCACCAGUACCGGCGUGUAUGUAGCCAACAGAGUCACCGACAAAUUAACCAAAAUCUCCGAUAAGAUUUACUGCUGCCGUAGUGGAUCAGCUGCUGAUACACAAGCUAUUGCUGAUAUUGUUGCAUAUUCUUUAAAUUAUCACGAAAACCAAACUGGAGAAGAACCACUUGUCUCUGAAGCUGCUUCAGAAUUCCGUAAUUAUUGUUACAACUAUCGUGAUUCCCUUGUUGCUGGCAUCAUUGUUGCUGGUUGGGACAAAAAGAAGGGCGGUCAAGUGUACUCGAUUCCAUUGGGAGGCAUGUUGGUUCGUCAGGGUGUAACUAUUGGUGGAUCUGGUAGUAGUUAUAUUUAUGGUUUUGUAAGGGAAUUCUAUAGACCCAAUAUGUCCAAAGCCGAUUGUGUAGAAUUUGUCAAGAAAGCUGUUAAACAUGCAAUCUAUCAUGAUGGAAGCUCUGGAGGUGUUUGCCGUAUUGGUGUCAUCACAGAAUCAGGUAUUGAGAGGAGUGUUUAUUUCAAUACUGAAGAUGGAGCUCCAAUUAUGGCUGGAAAUUAAGUCUUUCGUUUUUUUGUAUUUUAAAUUUAAAUGAUUUUCUGGAAUAAAAUGAUAUAAAAGGGA